This is a messenger RNA of Mycotypha africana, 1299 nucleotides long. Its product is annotated as ergosterol biosynthesis ERG4/ERG24. Gene Ontology annotation, cellular component: endoplasmic reticulum membrane. The coding region runs from base 1 to 1299 and encodes 432 amino acids. The transcript is spliced from 3 exons. NCBI's taxonomy places the organism in Eukaryota, Fungi, Mucoromycota, Mucoromycetes, Mucorales, Mycotyphaceae. Gene Ontology annotation, biological process: ergosterol biosynthetic process. The record is from RefSeq and is a predicted model, not a curated record. Gene Ontology annotation, molecular function: Delta24(24-1) sterol reductase activity.
AUGAUGAUUGGGUUUCCAGCUUUGAUGUACUAUUUCUGGGUUUGCUUGGAAUACCAUCAAGGAAAAUUGAUUUAUCCAACGACAUUGACCUCUUUGUCAGAUAUCAAGAGUUGGCUUAUAGAAGAAAUCUGGAAAAAAAUGAAACUAGGUGCUUACCCCUCGAGAUGGGCAAUUCAAACAUACAUGGGCUACGUUAUUUUCUCAUUUAUACUCGCCGCUGUUAUGCCAGGGCCAGUAAUAGAAGGUCUACCCAUUCCUUCUCAAAACGGGCAAAAGUUAAAGUACCUUUGCAAUGGUCUUUCAGCCUGGUAUGUUACAUUGGCUACAUCAUUUGUAUGCCAUAUCACGGGUAUUUUCCGUCUUACCCAUAUAAUCGAUCACUUUGGUGAACUGAUGACUGUGGCUAUUAUUUGGGGUUUUGUAAUGUCUGGUCUUGUAUACUUUAUCAGUUAUGCAAUGGGUAAAACGCACGAACGAAAAUCAGGUAACUUCUUUUAUGAUUACUUUAUGGGGGUUUGCCUGAACCCGCGAAUCGGCGUGGUAGAUUUAAAAAUGUGGGCAGAAAUCCGUUUGCCUUGGCCUGUUCUGUUCUAUCUGUCACUUUCUUGUUUACUGAAACAAUAUGAAAGUUAUGGUACAAUUACUGCUCCAGCUUUCUUCAUGAUGCUUGCGCAUUUUUUAUACGCAAACGCUUGUCAAAAAGGUGAAGAAUGUAUACCAACAUCAUGGGAUAUAUUCUAUGAAUUAGAUGGUUUUAUGUUAAUAUUCUGGAAUAUGGCAGGCGUCCCGUUUACCUAUUGUUAUACGUCCAUCUAUUUAAUGAAAUAUCAACUCACCAGCGGAGAAGCGAUCACUCAUUCUACACCUUAUACUAUCGCCAUUUAUACCAUCUUAAUACUUGCUUACUACGUUUUUGAUACCGGCAACUCCCAAAAGAAUCGUUUUCGAAUGGAGCAACACGGAACAUAUAUUGAUCGUAAAGCCUUCCCUCAGCUUCCUUGGGGUCGUAUAAAAUAUCCAACUUACAUCAAGACUGAAAAUGGUAAUUUACUACUCACAUCGGGCUGGUGGGGUUACGUUCGCAAGCCUCAUUACACAGCCGAUCUCUUCCAAGCACUGUCGUGGGGUCUUAUUGCUGGUUUUGGAUCUUUUCUACCUUACUUUUACUUUUGUUUUUUCUUGUGCGUGCUUGUUCAUCGUGUGUCGCGAGAUAUGGCUCGUUGCGCUCAAAAGUAUGGGAAGGACUGGAAUCGCUAUUGUGAGCGAGUACCCUACAUAUUUAUCCCUUAUAUUUUUUGA